Messenger RNA from Neoarius graeffei (lesser salmon catfish), 2709 nucleotides. RefSeq names its product SLAIN motif-containing protein-like. Gene Ontology annotation, biological process: microtubule nucleation; positive regulation of microtubule polymerization; cytoplasmic microtubule organization. Gene Ontology annotation, cellular component: microtubule plus-end. The record is from RefSeq and is a predicted model, not a curated record. The coding region runs from base 368 to 2128 and encodes 586 amino acids. The transcript is spliced from 9 exons. NCBI's taxonomy places the organism in Eukaryota, Metazoa, Chordata, Actinopteri, Siluriformes, Ariidae.
CUGUCAAAUGGUGCAGUUGGAGUCUUGUUCUCAGACUGGACUCAGAUCAGUAGUGGACUCGAGACUGGACUCAGACUCAAGGUUUAGUGACUUGACUACAACACUGCUGUGAAACUGUGCCCAAAUUUAACUGUUAUCCAUGUUUCCAAGGAGGAGAUAGAAGCUGAAAAAGCUAAGCUGAAUGAGUUGUACCAGGGAAUUACUGCUGUGUCGAGAACCCUUGAGGUGUAUGUGCAUGUCCUGGGCAAAUACAAGAUGGAUGUGAAGGAUCUUGCGAAGGCAGCUUUGAUGAGAAAUCAUACAUUCAAAGACAUGCAGAUUACCAGUGACAACGAAACUGAGGUGGAUGAAGAUGGCCAACUGAUGGAUGAUAAAUGAUCAGGCGAACAGGAGAAUGGUGGUUCCGGACAGUGGAAGUGGGGCUCAGCAGGCGAACGGAAGCACCGUGCCGGGGUUUGAAGAGGAACAGGAUGGAAUGGAGCUGGAGGAGGUCCGCAAAUUGCGUGAACUUGUGCGGCGCCUUGAAGUACAGAAUGAAAGCCUGCGAAACCGGGGCACCACACAUCAUCUCAGCACAAAUGCUAAUGAGAGAACAGUCUGUGAGGACACUGGCACCAGCUCAAGCAGAGAUUUUCAGAUAUUGUCUCCUCUGCAGGGCAUUGUUAGUGAGGACAUGUCUCCUCUUCCUGAGGUAACAAGGCUAGAGGAUGAAGAAGAGAUGGAACAACACAGCUCAGUUUUUAAUCCUCCUUGUGCUGCUGCACCAGGGCACAUUGAACAACACACACACACUAGUUCUUCUCCUGAUGGCUAUGAUUCAGAGACAGUUGGUGGGAGUGAUGGAGGUGUGGACCAGUCCGCUCUGGAUGAAGUGGAUGUGCUCGAUUUGGGGGACUGUGCUGAUAUUGACGACGAAGACUGCUGGUUAUACGUCUCCCCAAAGAAGCAGGUACAGACGGCACAGGGCCCAGAGUCUCCUCUGAAAUGGUGCCGGAAGGUGCUUGAUCACCCCAGUCCUGAGACCGAGGUGGCUUGUAGGACGCUUCUGAGCCGUCUGGAUCAAAGCUCGAGAUGGAGGAACAUGUACAGCAGCCCAUCGCAAACCUCCACAGGCUCAUCAGCUGAGGCUGGCUCCUCUCAUUCUUCUGGGUACCACAAAUCAACUAACAAAACCCUACUAACCUGUGGCAACUCAGGUUACAUGAGCAUGCACUCAGCACUGAGCUCCCAGUCCUCUAUUGACAGUGAGCUGAGCACAUCAGACGAUUCCAUCUCAAUGGGCUACAAGUUGCAGGACCUGACAGAUGUGCAGAUCAUGGCUCGGCUACAAGAGGAGAGUCUGAGGCAAGACUAUGCUUCGAGCUCAGCCUCAGCAUCACGGCGGAGCUCUGCGGCUUCACUGCACUCAUUGAGGCGAGGCACGUACAGUGAUCAGGAGUUGGACUCUUACAGUUUGGAGGAUGAAGAGGCAGACAGCAUGCCUUUCACACACCUCCACCGCCGUCACUCGCCUUCUCCUGGUACCUCACCUCGCUGUCCAUCGCCUGCAGGUGGAACACAUUUGCCCAGGCGCUCCCUUCAGGGCACAGCACCAGAACUCCUCAAAUUUACUCGGAGUGAGGAGGAGUUAAGACACAGCAUGCCUAACUUGGCCCCACGCACCAGCCUGCGCUCAUUGGAAGCAGUAAGAAACAGCCGCAGCAUGGAGGCUAACCUGCACAGUUCAGGCAGCCGCAUGUCCCACCUGCCCCAGUCCCCCACAGGUGUGUCCACCCGAUUAAGAGGCAGUGGCCAGUCACCACUCUUGUUACGGGCUCCUGUAAAAGCUCUCAGCCCUGUGGGCAGUAUGGCUGCAGUGCGACAGUCUGCAAGAGCGACUGCCGGAGCUCAGGGACACACUCCAGGAGCACGAAGAGUGCAGUCACCAGGGCGUGCCAGUGGAGCAGUGUGCUCUGCAGGCGGAACUGCUACCACAGGGCCAAAACAAGCAGUGGGCAGAAGCAUGACACCUACUGCUCCAGCUUCCUCAAAAAGCAGGCUUGUCCAGACCCCAAGAAGCAGGUCUCUGGGAAUGACAAAAACCUGUCGUCCGAUAACAGAUGAUUCGUGGAAGGAUGGCUGUUACUAAAGCUUUUGUCAUUCUUCCUUACACACUCCUAGAAAACAUCCAUAAAACACUGCUGCCUUUCAAAAACCUCACUGGAAUGCUGGACACACCAAGGCCAGAAGCAGAAAGGCAUUUAAAAAAAAAAAAAAAAACCUGGAAAGUUUGACUCCAGCAUGAAUCCUCUUAUCCCCACUGCCACAAUAGCCAGAGAAAUGCUAAUGGGAACCAUUGAGACUACAUGAUUUGUUUCAUCAGACUUCAAAAUAGGCUGUUUUUUGUUUUUAAAAUGCCAAGCUGCUUUAUUUUUAUGAUAACUGGAUAAGUUGUUGGGGGGGGGAAUGUGUUGUAGUGUAUAAAAUACUUAGAACAUAUGUAUAUGUUGUUUUAACAGUUAAAAUUUUGGAAGUUCUCAGAUCCUUAUUCAGAACAGUUUGAUGUUCUUUUUGUUCUUCCAGAAAUUAAGGAAAAUAUGUAUGAGUUGUUUCUGUGGAAUUUUAUCUGAUAUUAAUUUUCAAGACACAAACAUAUGAACUUGAUGCAGUCUUCCAUCUUCUCAAAAAGUAAAAAAGGUAUAAUAAAAUUGUCACUGGGUUCUCGUUCAA